Messenger RNA from Closterium sp. Naga37s-1, 2238 nucleotides. Lineage: Eukaryota; Viridiplantae; Streptophyta; Zygnematophyceae; Desmidiales; Closteriaceae. The record is from the annotation of a GenBank genome assembly.
AUGGGGGUGAUAAGUCGUAUGGACGACGGCAGCGAGGAACGGAGGAAUGGUGCCACAGCCGCGCCCCUCGACGGCGUCGCGAACGGCAAGAAGAAAAGCAAGAAAAAAAUUAAGGGCCGCGCAGCAGGCAACGCGGCGCAGCCCGCGGAAGCGGGCACCGAGAAUGGAAACAGUUUGUCGGGCAGCAGCAGCAGCAGCAGCAGCAGCAGCAGUGCGGCGCUGCCGAGCCAGGGCGAGGUGGAGAAUCGUUUCCACUGGCGCGUGCAGGUCAAGAAGGGCAAGGGCCGAUGCGCCAUCGCUAGCAAGGCGUUCGUGCGCGGGGACGUGGUGCUGAGGGAGACGGCGCUGCUGUUCGCGCCGCGGGACGCGUACCACGCGGCGCUCUGCCACUGCUGCGGACACACGUUCGGGGACAGCGGGCAUGGCAGUCAAGGCACCCAGUCGUCGCCCCUCCCGUGCCAUGGCUGCGGCUUCGCUGUCUUCUGCUCCGAGUGCGCCCCAUCAGCGCAGCCCAGGCACAGCGCGUUGUGUCCGCUCUUCCGCGCCCUGCCUGCCAUCGCACGCUCCGCUGACUGCUCGCCUGACCUCCUCCGCCUGCUCCUCUGCAUGGCUCAGGCGCAGCAUGGGGCGGCACAGCAGCAGCCCACGUGCGGCCACGCACUGCAUCAGCAUCAGCAGCAGCCGUCCAAGGGGUCGCCCACCGCCGCCUCUCUCAGCCCCAUCACGCCCACCUUGCAGGACGCGCUGAGCCUGUCAGCCAAGGACGCCUCCCACCAGCCCGAGUGGGCAGCGGCAGUUGCUGCCGCCUGCUCUGCUCUCACCACCGCUGCUGCUUCCCUGCCGCUGCUGUCGGAUGGGCAUAAGGGGGAGGAAGGGGAGGGAGGCGGAGGGGAGGGCAGCAGGGCAGGAGUAGGUGCGAACAUGCCGCUUCUUCCGGACACAGCAACACUGCAGCGGUGGGCAGCGGUGUUGGGCAACAACGUGCAUGGCAUGGGCGCACACGGCCCUCUCAACACCGACAUUGCUGUCGGCCUCUUCCCCUUCGUCUCCAUGCUCAACCACUCCUGCCGCCCUAACUGUUGCUUCGCAUCACAGGGCAACACCAUGGUAGUGCGCGCCACAUGCCACAUUGACAAGGGCGCAGAGCUAUGUGUGUCCUACAUCAACCUGUACGAGAGCAGGGAGAGCCGGCAGCAGCAGCUGCUGGAGUCGAAGCACUUCAUCUGCGCGUGUGACAGGUGCUCCGAGCCCCUCCCUCUCUCCUCCGACCGCCUUCUAGAGGGUGUGCUCUGUCGCAGCAGCAGCUGCACGGGCACUCUCUACCGGUCCUCUCCCCGCCGCUUCCCUCCCCCCUCCGCCUCCGCCUCUACCUCCGCCUCGGGCCCACCCGUCCUCCCCUCCUCGUCAACCCCCCUGCCGUCUGCAAAGAAUGGAAGCUUGAACGAGGGGCAGCAGUGGCAGUGCGACGCAUGUGGGGUGGUGGUCGCAGAGGGGGCGCAGACGGAAGGAGCCCCGGGAAGGGAGGAUGAGGCGGAGGAGGUGGGGGGUGAGGAUGGGGAAGGGACGGGUGCAGACGAGAGCGUGGCGAAUGGUGGAGAAGCAGGGGAGAAUGGGUUGGAAAACGGUGCUGCGGCAGCGGCGGUCAGGGGAGGGGGGAAGGCCAAGGGCAAGGGCAAGGGGAAAGGAAAAGGGAAGGGGAAGGGGAAGGGGAAAGGGGGGAAAGGGGGCGAGCGAGAAGGCGGAGGAGGAGGGGGAGCGGGGGGAGGGGGGAAGGGCAACGGGAGCGGGUGGGGGACGGGGGGACCGUGGGAGGUGGAGGGUGCAGCGCGGGCAGCCCUGCAGCAGUGCAUGGCGCUGUAUGAGAGCCCCCACCGUGACUCCAAGGCGUGCCUUGCUGCCCUCUCCGCCUUCCAGUCCACCUACUCCAAAACACUGCACCCGCGCCACGUGCUGCUAUUCGACAGCCUCACCCCAUCGCUCAACUGUGCGCGGGCCCUCUCAGACUACACACAGGCCAUGCGCCACGCACUUGCCCUCGUGGAUGGGCUCUCUGCCGUGGCGCCCUCUGCUGUGCUCGAGGCUGCCAACUUCGCCCAUGCUGCCAGUGAACUUGCUGCUCUGCGUGCUGCAUCUGCUGCUCCUGCCCUCGAACACCGACUCACCAAACAGAGUGAGGAGUGGGCGAGCAAGGCAAGGGAGCUGCGCAUUGUUGGACUGGGAGUUGACAAUGUCGCCUGA